AUGGUCACGUACGAUCCGGAUGCCAAGGUCAAAUGCGAGGUAUGCGGUAUAAUUUCCAAAAACAGAAUCGCCUUAGAUGUCCACGUGUCGAGAUUUCAGAGCAAUCGGACACGACCAAGUUGUGACACUUGUCACCAGACAUUUUCCAGACUUUCCACUUUACGGCGGCAUAUUCGCUCUGCCCACAUCACGAAGGAGCGGCCCCGUUUCCCCUGCACGUUACCCGAAUGUGAAAAAACCUACCUAAAUAAGGACCACCUUUCACGACACGUAAAUUUUGAACACGCCGUGAAUCCGGCCCGCUUUCGGUGCGCACUUUGCGGAAUGGGAGUCAACAGGAAGGAGUUACUUGAGCGUCACAUUCCCACGCACACGACGGAGAAGCCGUACAGUUGUGCUACUUGUGGGAAGAGUUUCACCGAGAAAUCGCGCGUGAAAAGUCACGAGAAGACGCACCUAGAAAAGUCUAACCGGCUCAUGGCAAAGUGUCCCUUGUGUCCUAAGACCUUCUUCACUAGAGAUGGUCUACAAAAGCACAUCCGAGUUGGACAUGCAAAUCGGAGGGAUUAUCCGUGCAUAUCUUGUGACAAGAGGUUCUCAAGCUCGUCACACUUGAAGCGUCACGUGGAGGCGAGGCAUGUGAAUGAUAAAAAACUCAUCUAUUCCUGCGACAAGUGCGAUUACAAAAGCCACUCGAGUGACAAUUUUGCUUCUCACAGAGUACGUCACAAUCCAGCGAAGCAUGGUUGUUACUUCUGUGGGAAGAAAUUCUUCCAGUCUUACGAAUUGGCCUGCCAUUUUCGAGUUCAUACCAUGGAAACGUAAAAAUACUUAGGUAGAUAUAUGAUUGUGGGCAUAUCAAUAGCUGAAAAUAUUGUUAUUGUUAAAAUAUUUCACAAACGGAUUUGUAAUGCGAAACACAUACGUUAUUUAAUGUUAAGUAAGUACGUUAU
This is a messenger RNA of Folsomia candida, 953 nucleotides long. RefSeq names its product zinc finger protein 596-like. Bases 1 to 825 code for a protein of 274 amino acids. The transcript is spliced from 3 exons. Gene Ontology annotation, biological process: regulation of transcription by RNA polymerase II. NCBI's taxonomy places the organism in Eukaryota, Metazoa, Arthropoda, Collembola, Entomobryomorpha, Isotomidae. Gene Ontology annotation, cellular component: nucleus. The record is from RefSeq and is a predicted model, not a curated record. Gene Ontology annotation, molecular function: DNA-binding transcription factor activity, RNA polymerase II-specific; RNA polymerase II transcription regulatory region sequence-specific DNA binding.